AUGUCGGCAGGAUCGAAUCUUGUGGAUUUUUUCCAGCGCUUUCAGGGCAUACAGCAGCAAAGGGACACGUCAGAUCUGUUGAUUCGGGAUAUCCUCGUGUACUGCGACAAGCUCGAAACCGCCCUGCGAUUCCAGAACCAGCAACUCGUCGACGAGCUUAAAGAGUGCAAACGCGACAAGAGAGAUUUGCAGACCCAGCUGAAGAAUAGCGAGGCGAGAACUGAUUGGGUAACCAAGGAAAUCGAACAAAUCAGGGACCACAAUGCGUACAUUCUUGUCAUGAUUGACGGCGACGGCCUGCUGUUCCGCGACCAAUGGAUCAAGCAAGGCGUCGAAGGCGGCAGGAAGGCUGCUCGCGAGCUUCGAGACGCCAUUACUGCUCAGUGCGGCGAGCAUGCCGACGUCGAGAUUAUUACAAAAGUGGUGGCCAACUUUGGCGGCCUGGCCAAGUCCUUGGGCCGCGACCUGUCCGACCUGAAGGAUUUUGCUUCGGGCUUCACCCAAGGCGAGGCAACAUUCGACUUUAUCGAUGCUGGACACGACAAGGACUGUGUCUCGUCCAAAAUCAAGAAUAAUAUACAGUUUCACCUUGAAAACUACAACUGCAGACAUAUUCUCCUGGGCGUCUCCCACGAUCCCUCAUACGCUCCCUUGCUGGAAAAGAUUGCCCAAAACGACUUUUCCCGCCAUCGCAUGACCAUCAUCGAAGGCGUCCCCACCGUCCCCGAGCUCGUCGCCACCAGCAUCCCCAGCAUGGAUCUGGGAAGGGACCUUUUCCGCAGCGACAAAUGCCCCGAUAGAAGUACGUCAGCCUGGCAGCUUGGCAGCUGGGUAGCCGGACCUAGGACUGCCAGCCCUGCCACUAGUAUCGGAUCAGCCAGCACGCCAGGCCGCUCAUCAUUAUCAUACGCCAACGCCGCGAGCAGCAACAGCAGCCCCCCUCCCCAGAUUUCGCUCCCCAUCGCCCCCAAGCCCGCCGCCAGUCGAGCCCCCAAGGCGCAGUAUCAGCAGAUUCCCCCCCAGCAGCCCGACUGGGAUCCCGGCCACCGCGGGCUGGACGAGCCCAUCACCGUCAGCGUCUUGGCCAUGGAGAGCAUCAAGAAGCGCAAGGAGUCGGAUAAGCUGUGCAACAACCACUUUUUGCGAGGGCCCUGCACCAAGGGUGACUCGUGCUUCUUUGUCCACGACUACAAGCCCAGCAGCGAGGAGAUUAAUGCCAUUGCCGUGUUGGCUCGUCAGAACCCGUGUACAAAUGGGCAGGACUGCGAGUCUGACGAGUGCAUCUACGGCCAUCACUGCCCCAGCAUCCGCGACAACGUCUGCAUACACCCCUUUUGCAAAUUCCCCGAGGAGGCUCAUCCCCCAGGGACAAAGUUCAAAAAUCCAAGCAUCAAGGCAAACCAAAUACGAUGA
Messenger RNA from Metarhizium brunneum ARSEF 3297, 1413 nucleotides. RefSeq lists its product as uncharacterized. Gene Ontology annotation, molecular function: metal ion binding. Lineage: Eukaryota; Fungi; Ascomycota; Sordariomycetes; Hypocreales; Clavicipitaceae. The record is from RefSeq and is a predicted model, not a curated record.